Lactuca saligna is the source of this 489-nucleotide messenger RNA. NCBI's taxonomy places the organism in Eukaryota, Viridiplantae, Streptophyta, Magnoliopsida, Asterales, Asteraceae. The record is from the annotation of a GenBank genome assembly.
AUGGCUACUGAUGCUGGAACUGACAACGAAGGCUUUGGAGGAACAUUCGAAGCUCUUCACUUUGAUACUUCCAAAGAAGAUUUUCCAGACUACAUGCUGAUGACGAUGAAGCAGUUCAAGAUUUUGAAUUCAAAAUUAAAUUCAAUCUUGCAAUCACAAGCACAUGUCGGUAGUGUUGGGGUGACGAGUUUGGAGGUUGAUUCAUUCAUGAAAUUGAUGGAAGGGCGCGUAAUUUCGAAGGCUUCUGGAUUAAUUCGAGAUUCAAAAAGUAGAGUUCUUGAAAAAAUUGAUCAAAAUCAUGCUUCUACUGAGAAUCGAAUUAAUUCUCAGAAUGUUGAUUUUGUACGAGAAGUGAAGGAUUUGAAGAUGGUUACGAAGGAGCGUAAUGUGCUCUUCGUACAAGAAGUUAAAAAGGUAAGGGAGGAUGUGAAUCCACAAAUCAGAGAACUUCGUGAAGAAAUGCAAAAGGAAGUUCAAAUCGUACAAUAG